This is a messenger RNA of Leptomonas pyrrhocoris, 1777 nucleotides long. Its product is annotated as putative acid phosphatase. The transcript has a single exon. Gene Ontology annotation, molecular function: phosphatase activity. The record is from RefSeq and is a predicted model, not a curated record. The coding region runs from base 392 to 1777 and encodes 461 amino acids. Lineage: Eukaryota; Euglenozoa; Kinetoplastea; Trypanosomatida; Trypanosomatidae. Gene Ontology annotation, biological process: dephosphorylation.
AGAGAGCUCAUUUGUUCUGUGGACGCCGAGUUGCCCGUUUUGCAGCAUUCCAUAUCGCACCCACACUGACACACACAAACAGGUAAAGUGAACACCCGAAGAGACGCGAAAGAGUAAUCUUUUCAAACGUUUCCUAUUCGCUACAUCACUUUCAAAGAAGGCACACUCGUCGAGGUUAAUUCUCUUUUUCUUUUCCUCAUUUUAACCACUGGCGCUGACAACGCAGCAUUUUAAUUUGCUUUUCAUUUUGCUGUCCGUUUUGUCUCGCUGGCUACAAUAUUCCAUAAGCAUUAAUACUACUCGUUUGCGAUUCCUCGUGACUGAUACCUUGCCUCCACAUUUUCAAACAGAGGCGGAGGUAAGAGGAGGAAAAAAAACCUGCGUAUUGAAGAUGCGCUCCCUUCUCACUCAUCAUCAGGCCGUGGGCGCUGUGGUCGUUCUCAUGCUCCUCCUGCUUGACGUAUCUGCCGUUGUCAGCGCCGUCGGCAAACCGCGCAGCACGAAGUUGCCCGCCAGUGUCGACCCGCUGCACCCACGCGUGAACAUCAACUGGACGGAGCAAAGCGCCAACGUCAACCUCACCAAGGAGGAGCGAAAGAGCAUUUUACGCAGCAAGCUCGUUCUCACAAAACUGGUCGUUCUAAACCGUCACGGCCACCGCGCACCCAACGCGCCGUACUGGCAGAUGUGCCCCAACGACGCCUUCAACAAGCAACGCUACGACGUUGCGCCAGAGGACCUGACGGGGCUCGGCAUGCAGGAGGAGUACCAUUUCGGCCAGUACAUCCGCGACACCUACCACAGCUUUCUCGGCGACAAGUUCAACCGCUCCCUCCAUUACUUCCGCGCCGUCGGCGAGCCACGCAUCCUGCAGUCUGCCAUGGCUGUGGCGCAAGGCAUCUUUCCGAACGGCUUCGGCCCCGGCGGCCACCUGCCCUCCCGCCCUCAAUUUGUGCCGGUCUUCUCGGACAUGGACACGCACGAGUACCUGCUCGAUGACGUCCCCUGCUUCCGCCGCGCCGAGAACGACUCUCACCGCUGGCUGGAAACGCGCUACCCUGACUUCAUCGAGGACCCCUACAACAAGAGAGUGAUUGCCACCAUCAAGGAGAUGUGCGGCCCCUACAACGGUACGGCCAAGAACUACGCCUACAUCAAGACGGUUGCGGACGGUCUCACCUUCAGCACUGACUUUGGGCUCAACGUGCUGAACGGCAAGCUCUCACCACAGAUGCUCUUCGACAUCCGCAACGUCUCGCUUCAGUUGCUGAUGCAGCGCCUGUAUAACACGGACGAGCAGCAGACCUACACAGUUGUCGAUCUGCCCCGCAGCGUGCUGCAGACCUUCAACCACACCCACAUCGGCGACUCACCGGCGCAGCUCAACGACUUCUACGACACCCGGCAGGAGUCGAACUUCUACUUUAUGCACCGCGAAGCCCUCUACGCCUUUGCGCAGUUCUUCGGCUUCCAGUACAACGUGGCGGGUCUGCCGCCGGGCGAGGUGCCGGUCGCGGCCUCCCUCAUUAUGGAGAAGUUGAUGCCACGCCAGGAUCAGUUCUCGCACGACGCGAGGAAGAUCUACGUCCGCAUUAAGCUCUGGACGCCUUACAACGGCAUCUACUCGAUCCCCAUCUCGAAGUGCCGCAUUCCGGAGCUGUGUGAACUGCGCGAACUGUUUGAUAUCCACGACACGCGUGUGAAGCGCACCGGGACGUGGGAGACGCUUUGCCACUACAAACCGCAGGAGAUCGACCACACGACGGACAUCCGUUAA